CCAAGGACGACGAAGAUGAUAACGUGCCACUAGGGAGGGACAUUGUUUAGUAUACCUGCGGUCUCGAGGAACUCGGCAAGGAGGUCGAAACCUCCAUGGCGCAUUUCCUCAGCAGCCACGCGAUUUAUGAACCCUGUAAGUCUUACGGGCUUGCUUGUUAUCCCCCUACAGAUACUACUUGGCUCUUAAGCAUUACAAAACGACCGCUGACCUGCUCUCUCUAUUAUAGCCUGGAUUCUGAACUGCAUACUUCAACACCCAAUUCGAUCGACUCGCGCACUCGCGGGAAUUUUGCUAAAUGGUCGCCUGCACCAACGCAUCCGUGCCCAGAUCAAUCGUUGCCGUUGCCUCGACCAGAACACCAGGAUUAACAGGCUGCUUUUUCGGAGAAGCGCUUGUGCAAGUCAAAUUAGUUGCCUUUGUCUCACCGAGAAAUUAUCAUCUCCCACUGACACAAUCGCAUCAAGUCCUAUUUCUAUGGCCGAAGCAUAGUCCUUGAGAUACGAGUCCUCGAGUGCCUGCCACAGCUUCAAGUCUGGCCUUGCGCUCAAGGGAUCUGAAUUGACCGAAUGGUGCCAGCAAACAAGACUGGGUCCUGAGGGACAAUCGAGAGCCGAGAUCAGACAUCGCACAAUCCCAAAGACGACGGCUACGAUGGUACGAAAGAGUGACAGGGCUAAGCGCCAAUCUUCUCGUGAUCCUAGAAACCUUUCCGCUCCACAAGACGACUCCGCAUAGUAUGAUUCAGGACCCGAAGGUCUAUUCGUAUUCAGCUAAAAAUCAGAAAAGGCGGUAAUCGUCGUGUUCUAGCACGGAUUCUGACUUAGAGGCGUUCAGCCAUAAUCCAAUGGAUGAUAGCUUCG
Messenger RNA from Gamsiella multidivaricata, 863 nucleotides. RefSeq lists its product as uncharacterized. The record is from RefSeq and is a predicted model, not a curated record. NCBI's taxonomy places the organism in Eukaryota, Fungi, Mortierellomycota, Mortierellomycetes, Mortierellales, Mortierellaceae. The transcript has a single exon. Bases 96 to 371 code for a protein of 91 amino acids.